AUGGAUUUCUUUAAAUCCGUUUUCUCUGACGACCCGGAUCCUCCCGAAUCCCAAUCCGACAAUGCGCACCGAAAUGAUUUGCCAGACGCACCGAGUAAUGAUUCCUUGCCGACCGAGCACCGAUCCGAUCCUUCCGGCACCGGUGCGUGGGACUUCGGCGGCCUAUUGAAAACCCUGAGUUUGAAAUCGGAAUCAAUUAUCGAAACCUACCGUCGUGAUCUUCAGGAAUUCGGCACCGGUUUGAAGAAGGAAAUUGAGGUUGCUCAGGGGUCUUUGGAAUCGGUGGGCCACGCCAUUGAUCAUUUAGGAAACACCGUGGUCAAAGGAACUGCUCAGAUCAUAUCUCAGAGCAAGGAUGCCAUCCUCGAUUCGGAUAACGGAAACCACAAGAAAAGGCAAGGCGGCGAAAAGGGUUUGAGUUCGAAACGCUAUUGUAGAUUUGAUUCGCAGGUUCGUGGCAUCCAGGGUGACGUUAGUACUUACACGGAAGUGCCUGAGGAUUUGGAUGAUUAUAACAGGUGGAAAUCGGAGGUUUCGUUGGAAGGGAAGAGUGACGAAAUAGAGGGGAUUCUUAGAGAGAAUGAGACUAUGGAGAGCGUUUACAAAAAGGUUGUUCCCAACACUGUUGAUCGAGAAACGUUUUGGUUUAGGUAUUAUUAUAAAGUUUAUAAGCUUAAGAAAGCUGAGGAUGUGAGGGCUAGGCUUGUGAAAAGAAUGUCCAAGGAAGAGGAGGAUUUGAGUUGGGAUGUUGAUGAUGAUGAUGAUGAUGAUGUUGAUGAGGAUGAGGAUGAGCAUGAGCAUGUGGGUCAUGGUAAACCGGAGCAUGUGAUAAAGAAGGGGGUUGGUGGUGAGAAUUCUGAGUUGCAACGUGGUGGCUUUGAUGAUAGUGUGGUGGGAAAAAAGGCGAUGAAUGUGGAAGAGGUACAUAACUCUGGUGAGGAGGGGUCUAAGGUAGAAAAGAGAGAUGGUUUAUUGCAAAGUAAGGAACUUGGUGACAAGAUGGCUGAGUUUGCUGAAGAAUCGAAGGUUGAUAAGAGUUCAGGGGUUGUUCAGAAGAUGGGUUAUGGAAGCAAGGAAACUAGCAACGAAGUGGAUAACACUAGGAAUAAGAAUAACUCUGCUGCAGAUUCUGAUAAGAAAGUGAUAAUGGAGAGGACGGAUGACGCAGGAAAAUCUGCAGCGGUUGCAAGUCAGCACUCGGUGCAUGAGGAGGAGGAAGACCUUGAGUGGGAUGAGAUUGAGGAUCUUAGUAUAAUUGAUGAAAAGAAGGCAACUAGAACGGGCAGCCCAAGCAAAGUUGAUUUGCGGAAGCGCCUGAAUGCUGCACAAGAAGAAGAAGAAGAAGAAGAAGAAGACGACUUGAGUUGGGAAAUUGAAGAUGAUGAUGAGCCUGUUAAGGCGUGA
Molecule: messenger RNA, 1404 nt
Organism: Abrus precatorius (Indian licorice)
Lineage: Eukaryota; Viridiplantae; Streptophyta; Magnoliopsida; Fabales; Fabaceae
Product: BSD domain-containing protein C22A12.14c-like
Exons: 1
Coding region: 1-1404 (467 amino acids)
Cellular component (GO): cytoplasm
Source: RefSeq, a predicted model, not a curated record